CAGAAAAUUGCAGAACUUGAAGAUUUAGUGCAUGAACUUGAAGGUUCCCAGCGAACUUUGUCCUUAGAAAAAGAUGAUGCUACAAGACAGAAAAAUAUUUUAGAAAAUAAAAGUGAUGCGCUUACAGAAGCUCUUGAAUCCAGUGAUAAGAGAGUCGUAGAAUUAACAAAUGAACUUGAACAACUUGGUAAUGAAGUUAAGCGUCUCAUGGCAAAUAACCUUUUGGGUGAACGAAUUGAAGAGAGAGAAGAAAUGUUAAGUAGACAAUUAGAAGAUUUAAAGCAAGAGCUUCAAGUAUCGAGGAAAGCGGAGUUUGCCGCAGAAUCGAAAGUAAAAAAAUUACAAGCAAAAUAUG
Messenger RNA from Racocetra fulgida, 355 nucleotides. Lineage: Eukaryota; Fungi; Glomeromycota; Glomeromycetes; Diversisporales; Gigasporaceae. The record is from the annotation of a GenBank genome assembly.